Hermetia illucens (black soldier fly) is the source of this 5906-nucleotide messenger RNA. RefSeq lists its product as uncharacterized. NCBI's taxonomy places the organism in Eukaryota, Metazoa, Arthropoda, Insecta, Diptera, Stratiomyidae. The record is from RefSeq and is a predicted model, not a curated record. The coding region runs from base 677 to 5167 and encodes 1496 amino acids. Gene Ontology annotation, molecular function: serine-type endopeptidase inhibitor activity. Gene Ontology annotation, biological process: cell-matrix adhesion. Gene Ontology annotation, cellular component: extracellular region; basement membrane. The transcript is spliced from 9 exons.
GAAUUAGUUUAGCUUCAGCUUUGAAACGAUUUACUCGCAUGUGAUCAGCGAGCCCCAAGAGGAAUACCAACCAAGCGUUCGUCGAGAGUGGCUUCGAAUUGUAGUUACUACUUUUGCGCUGUGUGGAAAUUGUGCGCGAACAUUCACCAGUAACGACGCGCAGCGGAGAAUAGUUAGAUGUGAAAUUGAAUAUUGUUCGGGCUUACUCAUAUCUGCGGAUAUAUCAGAUCAGAUUUCACGGAUUACGCUGUGACUAUUAUUUUCAGAUUUCUGAAUCUGAAUGUGUGCUCGAGUAUUAAUCUGAGACCGUGGGCAACUUUCCAAAAUUGAAUUAAGCAAUUUUUCGGUGUAUUAGCCAGUGAAUUUUGCUACGAGGUCCUGAUCUCUGAUAAGGAAGCUAUUGCUGAGAGAUUCAUUCACAUUAUUUGUUAUCCUAAGUUAACCCAGCUCAGCAUAGACUGCAGUUUUCCAAGCAGCGGCAACGGAUACUACGUUGUUUGUAAUUUCAGAAUUACCUGUUUGCAAGAUAUUCAGCUUUAGUGAGAAAUAAAGAAAGACAACGAGACAAGCAGCCAAGAGCGAAUUCCUCAGCAUCUGCCGGAACCAUCAUCGUUUGCUUGCCUUUCUUAUGCCUUGCACAAUCAGUUCUUGCACAUGAUCUUUUGGGAGUCCAAAAAUGGGUCAUUGUGAUGCCAUCGCGCAGAAGGUUCGUGUAAACCUUCUUAUACUUCUUGGUCUACUGUGCAUUUUGGCUACAACCGAAAUUUCGGGAAGGACAGUGGAAGAAAGCCUUACCGCCUGCGAACACCUACGAAGUGCUGAGUCCCGACGAGCCAAGGCUCUUUCUAAUAGUCCUGUGGUCAAAAGCGUUCGAGUACCACGAUGUACAACCCUGGGUGAUUUCGAGCCAAUCCAAUGCGCAAAUGAAACUAGUAGUCAAGAUUGUUGGUGCGUCGAUGAUUAUGGUGUCGAACUACCAGGGACUAGGCGCAAACUCCGUGAAGAUGUAAAUUGCAAUGCGCCAUCCGAUUGCCCUGGUUCAAGCUGUAGAAUGUUUUGCCCGUCGGGUUUCGCACGUGAUCGUCGAAGUGGAUGCCCGAUGUGUAGAUGCCGAGAUCCUUGCGAUGGAAUUGAAUGUCCAGGAGGACAAGCGUGUCAACCACAAGAGGUGAAAUGUAAAGCGGAGCCGUGUCCACCAAUACCAACUUGUAAGAAAGCUAGGAGUCUCACCAAUCUAUGCCCAGCUGGUCAACCACUAUCUAUUGAAGGAACAAUUCAGCCCUUCUUAUGUGGCCUGGAUCCAGGCAAACCAGUCUGCCCACCUCUUUAUCAAUGUCUAGUUGAAUCAGGGAAUGACUAUGGAGUUUGCUGCCCAAGCUCAUUAGAGUACAAAAAACCAGGCGCUUGUCCCAAACCCGAUGAUGCUGAAUAUCAAGAGACGUCUGGAUACAUGUGCGGAACACCUUGCACCCACGACCUAGAAUGCGCUCAUAUGGAAAAGUGUUGCUUUACUAAGGGAUGUCAAUUCAGUUGUCAACAACCUCUCAAUAUUACAACUUGCCAUCAAGCUAGAACGCUAUCAGAAAUGUUGGCAGUAAGUGAACGAGAAGGUCGGGGCUAUAUUCCGGAGUGCAAUGGUCCCGGAGGAACUUUCUCCCCCAAGCAAUGUUCGCGGAAUGGUUUGGUUUGUUGGUGCGUUGAUUCCAGAACCGGACACAAAAUUAAAGGCACAAUGGGAGCUGCCGACAUGGUAAACUGUGAUGGAAUUGAAAAUAUUAUUAUGAAGGCCACCGGCCGGAGUGUGAAUAUGGAGCAAUGCGAUCCAAAUAUUUGUGCAGCUAUUUGCGAAUAUGGUUUCAAGAACGACCAUAAUGGAUGCCCAACUUGUGAAUGUUCUACACCAUGUGAGGGAUUUCUUUGUCCUCUAGGAUCACAUUGCGAAAUUACCUCAGAUCCGCUAUGUGAGUCAGGUUCCGCCUUGUGUGCAUCAGCUCCGAUUUGCAAACCUGAUUUAUCAUAUUCAAACCCUUGUGAUAUUGGAACACCACUCACGGAUAACAUCACUGGCGAGGUCUUCUACUGUCACAAUGAAGGGCGCCAAUCGCGAAACUUCCAGUCGAAAUCAUUUUUCGAUGAGGAAGAUAAGGAAGCUCGAGUUUUGACUAAUAAAAUUCAUUGUCCAGAAAAAUAUAUGUGCACCAAACUUCACAGAGAGCCAUUAAACGUUUGUUGUCCGGUUCCAGAGGAAACAACUCCCGCCGUGGAAGAAAUGCAGCGUCAGCAAUCAAUGUGCGAAUAUCUCCGAAGUUUUUCGGAUCGAAUGGAAGGUACGGAAGAAGGAAUGCAGCUCGCACUUUCUCCACCUACCUGUUCAGCCGAUGGGUCCUUCACACACAGGCAAUGUGCGAAGAAAAAGAUUACCGUUACAAGGAGUGAACAGAAAAGGAUUCUUGAAGAAAAUACCAUACGAGAAAUGCGGCAACUUCUAACUAAACGAACCAAACGCUCAGCUUCUAGCGAACGCCUUCAUCUUUAUCCAGUUACGGCUCCACAAAUGGAGCAGAUAGAAGGUCGGAGUGCCAAAGUAAUUUCCACUGGACCGUCUAAUUUGCAAAGCUUACAUGACAAAGGAGAGAAAUUAACUAAUCCAUUACCCGUAUAUGGAAAGAAUAAGGAAAGCUUGGUGGAGGUGGAAGUGGAAGAGUGCUGGUGCGUAGAUGGAUUUGGUACAGAAAUCCCUGCAACAAGAGGGGGAAAUGUAACAGAGAAAAGCUGUCUAGAACUCAAAGAAUCUGUCGAUUGUCUCGAUUUAACUUGCCGAAUGGGCUGCGAGUACGGAUUUAUCCUCGAUCCCGAAACAAAAUGUCCUGUGUGUAACUGUCGCGAUCCAUGCGAUGGAGUGACAUGCUCUGAUGGAAAGGAAUGUCGCACUGUUGAAGUAUCUUGCGAAGGAGAAUAUUGUCCUCCUGUGCCAGCCUGUCUUCCGCGUAAACCAGGACAGUGCCCGUUCCUGGUCCCUCCAGGCCCAGAUAAUAUUGAAGCUAACGCAUGCACCUAUGAAUGUAGAUCAGAUUUUCAUUGUGAUGGUAACAAACGCUGCUGUUCAAAUGGAUGCGGUACUCAAUGUGUUGAGCCACAAAUGAAAACUGCAUGUGAACAUUUACGAUCGAUUCAGAUGCAUCAAGCCUCCGAACUAGGCAUACCUGCGAAACAGAUCUACAUUGCUCAGUGCGAUCGAGAUACAGGAAACUGGAAACAGGUGCAGUGCGGUCCGAAUAGAAUAUGUUGGUGUGUGGACGAACAUGGUCAGGAGAUUAGCGGCACUAGAGUUACCGACAACACUCCUGUGUGCGAAGUGAACUCUGCCUCCCAAUGUCCAAUAAAAGAAUGCUCCCCUUGCGAGAAUGGCUACAAAAUGGAUAACAAUGGUUGCCAAACUUGUGAGUGUCGAAACUUAUGUGAUGAAAUUCCAUGCAUGCAUAAUGAGGAGUGCCAGUUAGUUAACGUUGAAUGUAUAUCUGGACCUUGUCCGAAAAUGCCAAUUUGUGUACCACGAAGAGAAUCCCUGUGUCCAGAAGGAUUGCCACUAAGACAAGAUGGAAAGGAUAUUUUAUGUGGACCCCAAAAUAAAGAUGAAUCAUGUCCAACCACCCAUAGCUGCCAGCUAAAUCCGAUGACGAAUAGGGGUGUUUGCUGUGCAAAGACGCGCGACGUUUGCUUCGAAUCUAUUGAUUCCGUAUGCUUUGCCAAGGAUAGUAAACAAAAUAUCACAAAGUGGCGAUUCAGCCCAAAAUUAAACAAGUGCGUUCCGCUAUUGGUUUCCGGAAAGAAUUCAUGUCAAAGCAAAAAUAUUUUCCAUAGUGAAACUGCAUGUAAAUCAGUAUGCCCAGCUCUCAGCCCCUGUGAACGCCUCAAGCUGAAGAAUAGUUUGGCGGCGAAGCGCACUGGUCAUAUGUCUGUAUGGUUCCAACCACGCUGCGAUCCUGUCACCGGUCAAUGGAGUCCUAUACAGUGCCUAGGGAAACAACCAGCACUCGGCAACAACCCUUCACCUACCAGCACAGGACGAGCAUUUGACUUUAGUGAUAAGUCGAAUAGUCAAUCUCAAGCUGGAGUAUGCUGGUGUGCUGAUAAAAAGGGAGCUCCUCUAAAAGGAACUUUAACUCGCGAUUUGGAACCUGUAUGUAACCAUAGACAAGCAAGACAACGUGUAGAAGCUAGAGCCGAUACGAUGGGUGAUCCGCUAAUGGAAGAACUAGUCCGGCAAUUAACCGUGCUUGCCGAUGAUAAGGAGAAUGAAAUCUUCGAUGAAAUCGAACCCAUCCCGGUGGAGUUUGGAUCUCCAAUUCCAAAAAUUGAGAGUAUGUCUCAACUAACUAAUGAAGAGCCUUCCGAGAGUACAACUCAUCUCGUCAAGACAACAACAAGAUGUCGUUCCUUAAGUAGUGCCUUUUCCGUAGCCUGUGAUGAAAAUGGUGCUUUCUUGCCUAUCCAAUGCAACGGAGAUCAAUGCUGGUGUGUGGAUGCGGCAGGGAAUCAACUACCCAACACUAAUACUUUUAAAAUCGCCACAAAGCAAUGUACUUACACCCCAAUCGAUUCAGUGGCUAUUGAACUCCAUCUCAUCAACAAAUCUGGAAAGACUAUACCAAAUAUCUACGAAGUACUGCAGAAAGAACUGAUCCGCUUACUUGGACCCAUUGUUGAAAAUCUACGUGUCCAUGAGGACAUUGAUGGCUCUGUGGACUUGAAAUUCGAUCUUCACAAUGACGAAAAGAUCGAUAUAGCCUUUGCACUUGAGGAAAUGAUGAAAAAAGGAGAUUUGAUUCUCGGCAAAGGUCUUUUGAAGCCCGACAUAACCCUGUCCCACAUCGUAAACCAUCGUCAAUCAACACCUUUACCCCAGGUCUCAUCGGGUGUCCACGAGAAUACCUUCCAAAUAAUCGUUUUCGUUUUGGCGACGUCGUCAGCCUUUCUUGUUAGUAUCCUCGUGGUUUAUAUCAUGCUUAAGCGCGGUAAAAAGAAAGUCGUUACAACUUACCCUGAAAAUCGGGUCCUGGGAACCGGGGACAAGUAUUUAGACUAUAGUUCGCCUAUUUUUGUACUGAAUGCAACGGAAACUGAAAAAAUUAAAAGUGCAGAGGAAAAAGUGGAGGAGAAAAACUGAGAGUAGCGUUAGACAUGUAACUUUAAGGUACGGUGUAGAAAAUCGAAUGGCAGGGAAGUCGUAGUGCUUAUCUAUAUUGCACCAUUUGGGGAAGGUUUUGCCAUGCCCUACGGGGCAGGUUGCAUAUGUAUAUAUACUCUGAUGGCUCGAAAAUUUCCUUUCUCCUCAAUAAAUUAAUAACUCUUGUUACAUAGCCAAGGGUGACAAAAAAAUAGUAUUUGGUAUUUUAUAUUCUGAAUUACACUUGACUUAUAUAUAUAUGUAUGCAUUCUUCGGUUUAAAUUCUCACCAAGCCCAGGCAAUAUGAAAUGCACAAUGCCCAUAAAAAUCGAUUGAAUAAUGGUCCCACCAUCAUUCAAUUAUUUUUAUAAUUACCGACGACUGUUUACCUGCCACCGUUGCAUCUUUUUUAAGAAAUUAUAAAAAUGAAAAAAAUGUGUCCUUAAUAUUAGAGUUAUCUUAUUUCUACGUUAAUUUGUACAUAAACCUAAUCGUUAUUCUACGUACAUACGAUACCUGUAAAUAGUUUCACCAUUAUGCUGUUCGUUGUUAAAUAUGCUUACCGCAAUCGAAAUUGUGUAGUGCCUCUCAGAUUGGCUGGCGUCGUCGGCAAGGAGGACCAUCAUUGGCAUAACAGCUCAUAACAGAUUGAAUUUGUAUUUAUUUAUUAUGCUAUUUUCAUUAAAAUUGUUUUUGCUUUCAUGUUUUAAAUAAAAACAUAUUUAUUUAUAUAAACUAA